CGGAGAGGGACGCAGGGACCGUGCACCCGAGGCAAGUUACUGUUUUCAGAAUCUAAGUGGAAUCUAACACUAUGAAACAAUGCCUAGAGAAAAGGAAGGAAAAGGAAAAACUAAAGGAGCACUCCUACCCAUUGUUCCAACUCUUCAAAAGUUCCUGAAAACAUAUGAGAAGCACUGUGCACAGACUCAGACGUCCAUGUGUCCAGCCAUCAAAAGGGACUUGAAAACCAGCAUCAACCAUGAGCGGAUUCUCAGGAAAUUUGUACUCAUAAGACCUGAUGACUCCCCACCAAGCAUCCUACCAAUUUCCUUGGAACCUUUGCUCAUGACAGUUCGGGAUGAGUGUUACGUGCUGGGGAAAGAGAUCUGCAUCUGGGGCUUUCAACUAAGCAAUCCAGAGAUCGCCAGACUCGCUUUGCUUCUGGAAUCGAAGGGGUGCACCACCUGCCCGUUUACCACCCUCGAACUCAUUGAUUGCAAGAUGGAUCCAUGGUCUCUGGGGAGACUUGGGAAGGCUCUGCAGUUCAGCAGUUUGCAUUUUCUUGUCCUCGAUUACUGCAAAUUUGGGAAUGAAGAAAUUGAGAGUAUUUUCUCAGGCCUGGAGAACAACCAAAGGCUUCAAGGCCUUAGUCUGCGCUACUGUGGUCUGGGGCCACAGAGCGGGCCGAGGCUGGGCUCCGUCAUACGCCAGAGCGCCAUCUGUGAGCUGCACCUUGAUGGCAAUUACUUGCAAUGUUUUGGAGCUCUGGGUCUCCUCAGACCCCUAGCAGAGUAUGCAGAGAUGCAGGGGAAAGACCAGCUGGCCACUUCCUCACCAGACCCCAGGAAUCCCCUUCAGCUGCUCCAAGCCAGACAGAGAGAAAGUUCAACUUUGAACGAGAUUGCAAAGUCAUCUGGAGCUGUAACAGUGAAAACUACUUCAGGGAAGAAGAAAAGAAAAGGAAUCAAGAAAAAAAUUAAAGAUUUGACUGACGCUGGUCCUUGGUUAGUGAAGUUGUAUUUGGCAGAUAAUGGCAUAGAUGGAAAAGGAAAAGAAGGAGAAAAUGACUUGCUGGAAUUCACUCACAUUUUAACGUGGUGUAAAGGUUGA
Messenger RNA from Hippopotamus amphibius kiboko, 1090 nucleotides. RefSeq lists its product as uncharacterized. The transcript is spliced from 9 exons. The record is from RefSeq and is a predicted model, not a curated record. NCBI's taxonomy places the organism in Eukaryota, Metazoa, Chordata, Mammalia, Artiodactyla, Hippopotamidae. The coding region runs from base 80 to 1090 and encodes 336 amino acids.